AUGCCUCGUGGUCAUAAGAGCAAGCUCCGUGCUAAGGAGAAACGCCGCCAAAACAGAGCUGAGAAACAAGGUGAUAAGAGUGCUCAGGCCCCUGCAGGAGAGGAAGAAGAGGCUGCUUGCUCCUCCUCUUCCAUUUUGGGGGAAGGUCCCUCAACCUCCACUGGUGCUGGCACUCUCCAGGCACCUCAGGGUGUCCUAGCCACCACCAGUGCAGCUGCAGGAGCUUCAGGUGAAACAUCUGCUGUAAAAGCCAAAGGCCAAGUUCAGCAAAGUAAAAAAUCCCCCCAGGCCUCAACGUCUGCUGAGAGUUCUGGCAAACGUCUACUAAGUAAGAAGGCGACUAUGUUGGUAGAGUACCUGCUGUAUCAAUAUAAAAGAAACCAGCCCAUUAAAAAGAGAGAUAUGCUGAAGAUCAUCCACAAGUGGUUCAGGAAGGACUUCCCUGAGAUCCUCAAGACAGCCUCUGAUCGCAUGGAUAUGUUCUUUGGCUUGGAAUUGAAAGAAGUUGAGCCCAAUGGUAAUACCUACACCCUUGUCAUCAGUCAAGAUAAGAGUCUGAGCAGCGGCUUCAGAUUUCCUAACAAAGGGCUUCUGAUGCCUGUUCUGGGUUUUAUCUUGUUGAAUGGCAACCGUGUCUCUGAGGCAGACACCUGGGUAUUCCUGAAUACUUUGGGUAUCUUUGAUGGAAAGAGUCACUUAAUAUUCGGGGAGCCCAGGAAGCUUAUCAACCAAGUUUUGGUGCAGGAAAAAUACCUGGUGUACCAGCCGGUGCCCAACAGUGAUCCUCCACGCUAUGAGUUCCUGUGGGGUCCAAGAGCCCACGCUGAGACCAGCAAGAUGAAAGUCCUCGAGUUUUGGGCUGAGCUCAAUGAUACUGUCCCCACUACCUUUGCGCUGCAUUAUGAAGAAGCUUUGAAAGAUGCGGAAGAGAGAGCCAGAGCCGAAGCUGCACCCAAGGCUGCCACUUCUCUCGAGGCCACAUCUAGCUGCUACCCUCAACCUGAGUGA
This is a messenger RNA of Myotis myotis, 1008 nucleotides long. RefSeq names its product melanoma-associated antigen B2-like. The record is from RefSeq and is a predicted model, not a curated record. NCBI's taxonomy places the organism in Eukaryota, Metazoa, Chordata, Mammalia, Chiroptera, Vespertilionidae. Gene Ontology annotation, cellular component: nucleus. Gene Ontology annotation, biological process: negative regulation of transcription by RNA polymerase II. The transcript has a single exon. Bases 1 to 1008 code for a protein of 335 amino acids.